CACUACUGAACGGGUGUCGACGUGAACGUCGGUGAGCUGUGAACGGACAUUACCGGGGAAUGUAAAAUCUAAUUUAAUGCGCCUGCUUCCUUUGGCCGCGUGCAUCGAAGCGACAGGUGGUUGCAGAGUGAUAGAAAAUAUGUGAUGGCAGAUCUGGCAGGCGAGUCAAGUCUGAGCAGACGGUCUACUGCACUCUGAACCAAUUGGAUGCCACAGGACCACUGAGUUUGGACAGCAUGGAUUUCCCCAACUGGACAGAAUGGGUGUACGCCACAAACAGCAGCAGCUACGACACACUCGAGACUGCAAAACUCCCUCCCAGUAAAAUCCUACUGUCUCUCACUCUUUCUGCUGUGGCCGUCCUAACUACCUUCUUCAACUGCCUGGUGAUUACAGCUAUAGCAGUCACUCGCAAGCUGCAUCACCCAGCCAACUACCUCAUCUGCUCAUUAGCGGCGACUGACCUGCUGGUGGCUGUGCUAGUCAUGCCCUUCAGCAUCAUCUACAUCCAGAAGGAGAGAUGGGUCAUGGGUGAAGUGGUGUGCACCAUCUGGCUAAGUGUGGACAUCACCUGUUGCACGUGCUCCAUCCUGCACCUUGCUGCUAUCGCGAUUGACCGUUACAGGGCCAUCACUGAUGCUGUGGAGUACUCUCGCAAGCGCACAGGGGCCAGAGCUGGCGCCAUGGUGGCAAUCGUUUGGUUCUUGUCCAUCCUCAUCUCCCUCCCUCCGCUCCUGUGGCGGCACUACAGCAAUGAUGCAGAGCACGAGGACCAGUGUAUCAUAAUUCACCAUCAUAUGGCCUUCACUCUUUAUUCCACACUUGGAGCUUUUUACAUUCCUCUUCUGCUCAUUCUCAUUCUCUACUACAAAAUCUACAAGGCUGCCCAGACUCUCUACAUGCGCAGGGAGGCUAGCAGAGCUAGCCGCCACUCGUGCAUGACCAAUGGGAGCAUGAUCCCUUCGUCGUACCCCACUGGAGACGGUGACGUCGACGGUGGGCCACGAAGUCCCGAGCCCAUCAGCCCACAUGAAAGAUCGUUUUCGGAACUCUCUACCGAGGAGCAUCCUCGCGAAAAGGUGCGGAUCUCAAAAAAGGAUUUAAAAAGCAAGUCCCGCAGACAUGAGUCCAACAGUGAGUCCCGUCGCAGCCAGUUCUACCAAGGACCCCGGAUUUCAGGCUCACGGGAACGGAAAGCGGCAUCUACUUUGGGAUUGAUAAUAGGGGCCUUCGUCAUCUGUUGGCUGCCGUUUUUUGUCAAGGAAGUCAUCGUCAACACCUGCAGUUCAUGCAACACUUCCAUGGAAAUGGCUGACUUCCUUACGUGGUUGGGAUAUGUUAACUCCUUGAUCAACCCCCUCAUCUACACUAUUUUUAAUGAGGACUUUAAAAAAGCUUUCCAAAGACUUAUUAGGUGUAGUCAUUACUACUGAUUACAACUAAUUACUGAGGUAUGCAUGCUCUAACCCACACACCAUCAAACAUACACAGAAGAGAAGCAAAUCUUGAGGUUAUAGAGUGUUGAGAGUGAGUACUGACCCAAUGUGCCUGAAAAGAAUCAAAGAGGAAAGAAAGACUAUUGUCGAUUUUUGACACUCCAAUCAUUAUUUUUUCAUCUUACCUGUGUGCUUUCUAUAGUUCCAUUUGAAUUCUAAGCUCUCCUUUUAUUAAAAAUCCUCUUAAAGUUAAGUUGCUUUAAAUGGAACCUGGCUUGUUGUUUUCUAGAAAUUGGGCCACUUCUGACCAUUUUUGAGUUCUGAAAUCUAAGCAUUGGGGAUCAGCUCCAUUUAAAAGUCUUGAAAUAGCUGACCAUCAUGCCUGUUUUUUCUAAUGACAUCUCCUGUUAGAGUACACUGCGGGGUAGAUUAUGGAGCCUCUAUGGAAAGACACCAAAGCUUACUAAAUCAUUGUUUUAUCUGGCCAUGACAGCCUAGAGGGUCACUUUCAUUUAACUGUCUCAGCAUUCAUUAACAUAAGUACAUGUUGUAUAUAUUGAUGUCAGUUCAGCCAAGCAGCACAGCAAAUAUGAAAUGUACUUCUGGCUCAAGCUUCUUGUUACGUAAUGAUAAUGGCAUUGUUAUGUCUUAAAUUGUUUCACUAUCUACAUGUGAUAAAGAAACGGUGGGGCUUUCAAUAAUUUUAUGAUGCCUGCUUCAGACAACGUGCUUGGAAUGAGCUGCUGAGAAAGUAGUUAAUGUCCUUGGAGAGGCAAGUCCUGGCAGACUUUUAGAAAACAACUUUGAGCAGCUAUUUCAAGUUAACUGAACCAGGCCUUUCAUCUAAAAAGAACCAUGACUGGGAUUAUAGGGCAUGCAUCUCCAAUCAUAGAAGAUCAGAAAUACUCAAAAGUGUGAUUUUUUUUUUUCCUUUGAAAAACUCUUAUUAGCAAGAACACAAGUUUACAUUGCACUGUCUUCAGUCAGUGCUCCUUGAUAGAAUAGUAAAGGGAGUACCAAUAAACUAAGGCCAUGAUAAUGAAUUAUAUUUUGUUUUCUAUGUGUGAUUUAGGAGAGAAAAGUAGUCAGAUAUACUUAUUUUAAAGGUUCUUAUAAACGGUAUAAAAAUAUAAUGGAAUGUAUGUGUUGUUAUGACAAUGUCUGAUCUGUUCCAAGUAGGCCAAUCUGAAACACAAAAUCUAUACAGAAUACUCAAAGGAGUCAAAUGGACAAUCCUUUUACCACUUUUGAAAAAUACAAAUACACUAGUGAGGUUUUUCUUUAUUGCUUUGAGUAAAAACCCCCAUUGAUUGAUUGAUUGAUUUGGUUUAUUUCAAGCAUAGACUGUAGACAAUACAAGACAAAAAAAUCACUUUUUUCAUAUGUGAUUCAACAUAAAUAAGAUUAACUAAUACGAUUGAAAGUGAGAUGAAAGGAGAAGAGAUUUCUGAUAUUUCUUUUCAUUUUGCCUUGCAGUCUAAUCAUCUUUGCCAUCUGCACUGAGUAACACACAAACAGGCUUUAGGAUCUUGUGGUUUUCAGGAAAACCUGUUGAUAGAAGGGAAUGAACCAUGGACAUUUGCUUUUAUUAAUUUUUCUUAAAGAGUAAGUUUAUUUUUUUAUGUCUGAGAUCUAGAAAAAAAGUAAUAUUUUAACCUAACCCCUACAUUCUUUUCAGAAUUUAAUGAUUUUUAAUAAUUACAUUGCUGCCUCUUUAUUUGAGAUUUUUAGCUCCAUUAUGAAUAUUUGAAUUAUUAUUAUUAUUAUUAAUAUUGUAAAAUCAAUGUGUUACCUCCAUUCUCUCUGUAUGGAAGUUUGGAUUUUUCCACAUCUCACUUUAAAACCCUCAAGUGAAAACAGAUUACAGGGACUUAAGUGACAACUGCAUACGACGUCACAUGCAGCUAAUCUGAACCUGACUGCCUUUGUCGGAGUGGGGACUAAUUAAAACAUGACAGGCACAUUGCUUAUGAGGUCUAAUCUCUCACUCUCAUCAUCAGAACGGGAAAAGACUGCCAACACAAGACUGUCUUAAACUUUAAUGCGUUUGAAUUUAUUGAUGCUUUUACUUUGGUUUCAAGAACUGCCAAAUGUGAGGUAAACUCAGCCGGCGAAAGUCACUCAAGGAGACUUUUUCAGCUCGCUGUGACACAGCUAGAAUGUUGUGUCGAUACCUUAUGGUAGCAAAGAUACAUGUUUAGAAGAACCAUAGCUAUAGAAGGUGCUUUGGAGACUGCAUGACACUCACACUCGAAGGCUGGUGUCUGAGCUGGGCCCCGACCAGCCUCUUCCCAGUUUAACCCCUGUCAUCUCUCAUGGCAAUACUUUAAAAUUUUAUGAUAUUGUCUGUGCAUGCUUAUAGCAACAUGCUAUAUUAUUGUUUCUACCACUACCUCCUUUUAUGGCUCUAUAACCACCAUAAAAUUCAACAUUUUAUUGUUUUCUUAGAUAUGUAUUACACAUUUGGAUCUACUGUGUUUAUUUACCUUUAUUUUGAAGUAUGUAACAUUCCCUUCUUCCUUAUUCUCAAAACAACUAAGCUCUGAAAAACUCUCUGACAGAAAAUACACAUUUUUUAUCCUAUUUGAGUACUUGAAACUGUUUUUUUUGUCUGUAACAGUCUGCAUCAAAACUACUAUAUGUCAAUAAGAUAAUAUAAGAAGUGUAAAAUACUGUAUUAACAUCCAUCUGACAGUUAAGGCAGUAUAGUCUCCUAUCUUUGUUCCACCCUGCCAAAAGACCUAAUGAGAGCCAUUCCAGCAAAGAACAUGUGUCUAUUAUUUUCUCUGAAAUAAAUAAGUGGAGUAGAAUAAUAUAUAAGGACACUGUGUGGAAAGAGUGAUAAAAGACAAAUAGAAAUGCUUCUCCACUGUCUGAUCUAAUGACUGUUUAUGUGAACUGACUUUUUAAACUCUAAUGUGAUGAUGCCCCCUUGUGGCUAAAAAAAAAGAAGUUCUUGCCUCUGGUUUAGCUGACCCACAUCAUUCCUGGUUACUCUCUCACUGUAGAGAGAACUGUGAAUCUGGAUAUAGAAUAUUUUUCAUUUAGCCAUAUCAAGCAAAAGAUCAAUAAAUAAAACAACAUUAAAACGUGUGUCCUUUGUAAUAUGUUUGAAUUGAUUGUACUUUUCUUUUUCCUGAAAGGUUUGAUUAUUCAGCUAUUAUUCAGAAUUGUAUUCUGGCAUUUGUUUAGCCUAGCUCUCAUCAGGCAAAAGGACAGUUACAGUGAGACCAGACUGCUAAUGCAUUACAACAUCACAAAUAGUUAAACAAGAAAAAAGGCACAUAGAUAAUUUAGUCUUUGUCUCUCUAAGAGGAAGGUAAAGUGUUCAAAAAAAGAUACAUUGUACAUGUCAUAAAACCCCAACAUCAAUAAACUCUACACAGGAUUAAAAUGAGGAAUUGUAAUGAUCUAAGGCAUCACCACACAUUCGUAACAAAUACUUUUCAGUUUUUGUAUGUGGAUUUAUUCUAUCAUUGUACAAGCUACUGUACUUCAAAACACAGCAACACUGGUCUUCCAAAGUUGUAGUAGUAGUAGUAGUAAUAAUAAUAAAUAACUCAAAGUCUAAGUAAGAUACAGUAGUAGCUGUCAAAA
Messenger RNA from Oryzias melastigma (Indian medaka), 5033 nucleotides. RefSeq names its product 5-hydroxytryptamine (serotonin) receptor 1Fa (gene htr1fa). NCBI's taxonomy places the organism in Eukaryota, Metazoa, Chordata, Actinopteri, Beloniformes, Adrianichthyidae. The transcript has 3 exons. Gene Ontology annotation, cellular component: plasma membrane. Gene Ontology annotation, molecular function: G protein-coupled serotonin receptor activity. The record is from RefSeq and is a predicted model, not a curated record. Gene Ontology annotation, biological process: adenylate cyclase-activating adrenergic receptor signaling pathway. Bases 237 to 1433 code for a protein of 398 amino acids.